Phaeoacremonium minimum UCRPA7 is the source of this 1620-nucleotide messenger RNA. RefSeq names its product putative f-box domain containing protein. NCBI's taxonomy places the organism in Eukaryota, Fungi, Ascomycota, Sordariomycetes, Togniniales, Togniniaceae. The transcript has a single exon. Bases 1 to 1620 code for a protein of 539 amino acids. The record is from RefSeq and is a predicted model, not a curated record.
AUGAGUCUACUCCCGACACGUCGUGCUUGUAUGAGAGAGAUGGCGCAGAAGCGGAUUGCGUCUAAUUGGGAGGUACCCAAGUCCUAUAAGCGUAUAAGAAUCGUCGGACGUGAGGAUAUCGAGUUGACUUAUCCUCUCAUCACUGCCUAUCUUGAGAACCCUCACCUCGCCUUGUCCGUCGAACAUUUCGUGCUAGACGAGAGCUCAUGGCCCAGUAGCAGAAUGGGGUACGCAGGGCCGGACCUACCGAAUUCUGCUAGACCAAUCCACGAAGAUGCACACAAAGCUAUCGAAAACUAUGUGAGAACUCUCGGCUUGGAAGAGGCUACUACUCAGAGAAUGCUUCUUGCUCUGUACUGGAAGAAACAAUUUCUCGAAGAGGGAAAGCAGGAGGCAGAUACUCACUUCCAUGCUCGCAAUACUGAAUAUGGCUAUGCUGCUACUAUUGUGUUGCUGUCGCUGUGCAAGAACAUCACCACAUUACAUCUUGGCGCUACCAACCCGUAUCAGCCCCUUGGAGAAUACAUCAUGAAGUCCAACUACGGCUUGAUCUCAAAUCCUGCUCUCCAGGAGCUCAAAUCUGUAGAGUAUCUUCCUAAUGAGUAUUUCUCAACCAAUUAUAAAACUACAUACAUCCGGUUUGCAUUUCUAGACUGGUUCCGAUAUUUUCACCGCUUGCCUGAAAUUGAGUCAGCAACCAUAGAGGGCGUGAUGCAAUAUGAAACCUAUCGCAAUCUAUUCGCGCCUAAUAUUUCCAAUGUCAAAAGACUACGUCUGGGUCACUCUCACAUCUACAGCUCGAUGUUAGGUACGAUCAUUCGGAUGCACAAGGGGCUUGAAGAGCUCUCGAUCUCUCUGGGCGGAAUGAUAGUGUUACACGGCAUAGCACACAGGGUGUAUCCCAAGACGAUUGGAAAGUCUCUGCUGACGCAGAAGGACACAUUACGCAUCCUCGAUCUAGAUAUGGACAUUGCUCACAGUGCGCAUGUCAGCCACGAUGGCACCAUCACUGAGAUUGAGGACGACAAGGAAAAAGAAGAAUUCGAAGCUUUUGGCGGCGAGGAGGAGGCUCUCGCUAAAGAAUACGAUAAGUGGUUCGGCAUGGACAAAACAGUCAGUGGCGGCGGCCCUCUAUGGGUGGAGGAGCUGCCGGAUACACGACCGUAUCAGUUGACUAUCGGCUCACUUCACGACUUUACUGCCUUGAAACGCCUUAGUAUUGGUAUCCGCUUUCUUAUGGGACCGAACGUACGUCACUAUGUCGGACCAAGCGCCUGGACGGAGCCAUCAGGUCCACCGUUCCGGCUAGCUACAAUGCCACCUUUCAGGCUUGUUGAUGCCCUACCCCCAAAUCUCGAGUACCUCUGUCUGCGAGGCUACUUUAGGGGUGAGAACCCGGAUGUUGAUGAUCAUAUCAACGAGUUGCUAGAGAAGAAAACUGAUCGAUUCCCUCAUCUAAAGGAGGUCGAGGGUAUUGACAUCCCAGUUCCUGGACUAGGUCUCGAAUAUGGCAAGAACAGGUCAAACAGAGCUGGACCAAAGGAUGGAAAGUCUGACACUGACAUGGAUGAGCGCUACAUUCGUCAUCUGGAAUUGGACUUGGACUGGAUAGAAAUAUAA